Metarhizium album ARSEF 1941 is the source of this 1392-nucleotide messenger RNA. RefSeq names its product WD repeat protein. NCBI's taxonomy places the organism in Eukaryota, Fungi, Ascomycota, Sordariomycetes, Hypocreales, Clavicipitaceae. The transcript has a single exon. Gene Ontology annotation, cellular component: cytosolic [4Fe-4S] assembly targeting complex. Gene Ontology annotation, biological process: iron-sulfur cluster assembly. Gene Ontology annotation, molecular function: protein binding. Bases 1 to 1392 code for a protein of 463 amino acids. The record is from RefSeq and is a predicted model, not a curated record.
AUGCCCUCCGCAGCGUCCCGUUGCUUGUCUACGACGGCAACCAUUUCGCCAAUCCAACCACUCCAGCCCGAUCUCCAUGAACGAGCGUGGGCAUCAAUACCGCACCCGAACCUCCCUCUAAUUGCAACCGCCCACGCAAAAUCCGUCACUGUUUUCUCUCUGUCCACGCUCUCGUGCCAUAGCAACCUGACCGGCGGCCAUACCCGAUCCGUUCGAUCCGUGGCCUGGAAGCCUGGCCUACCGUCUCACAAUCUAUGCCUCGUGUCCGGAAGCUUUGAUGCCACGGCCGGGCUAUGGCGCUGGGAAGGCGACGCUACGGCCGCGGCCUCGAACGGAGCAGCUCCGGACGGGAACGAAGUAGAAAUCACUGCGUCGGGCAGAAAAGUGAGAAGCCAAGACGGCGAGGAAAGUAGCCGCGUUGAUGAUAGGGACUGGGAGUUCACGCUCGUCCUGGAAGGUCACGACUCGGAGAUAAAGGGCUGUGCGUUCGCACCCUCCGGUGCUUACCUUGCCACGUGCUCGCGCGACAAGUCCGUAUGGAUAUGGGAGGACAUUGGCGCGUCCGAAACAGACGACGAGUGGGAAACCAUUGCCGUGCUCAAUGAGCACGAGGGGGACGUCAAGGCCGUGGCUUGGUGUCCAGAUGUUCCGGGGAGAAAUUCCCGCCGCCAGUACAGCUCCGACGUCCUGGCCAGCGCCAGCUACGACAACACCGUCCGUAUCUGGCGCGAGGACGGCGACGGCGAAUGGGUUUGUGUCGCCGUUCUCGAGGGACACCAAGGGACCGUCUGGGGUGUGGAGUGGGAGCCUCGCCCAAAGGACGGUCGCUUCCCGCGCUUGCUCAGCUGCUCUGCCGAUGGGACGGUGCGCCUGUGGACGCUCGAGGAGGAACCAGACGAAGAUAACGACGGAUUCGGCACUGGCAGUCGAAGUUCUCUUGGGGGCAUUCCCAACACCAUGAGGAGGUCUCCCAGGGAGGAAUGGACAUGUACUGCUGUCUUACCCACGGCUCACGAUCGAGACGUAUACUCGGUCUCCUGGAGCAAGGAUUCCGGCAUGGUUGCCAGCACAGGGAGGGACGGCAAGGUUGCCCUUUAUAAAGAAGUUGACAGCCCGCCUCCAUCUUUGGCAGUCUUUGAGGGGCAGAAUGAUUUCCAGCGUUCAAUGGUUACACCAAUACCGACGGCAUGGGAGCUGCUGACUACAAUGCCCAAUUCCCAUGGGCCAUUUGAGGUCAAUCAUAUAACCUGGUGUCGGCGUUAUGAUGCCGGGUCUGAGAAACGAGGAGACGAGGAGAUGCUGGUAACUACUGGUGACGAUGGGAUAGUCCGCUCGUGGCAAGUACAGGUUGAUGAUGCACCGGAGGCGGGAGGUUUGGAACAACAUGUAUGA